CUCUGUGUCUCUGUCUCUCUUUCUCUCUCACGCAAGAACACACUUCAAUCUCUUCUUCUUCUUGUCAUCUUUCAUUCAGAUCUCGUUUCAUAAAUUCGUGGGCAGUUCAUUUCUCUGUGAGUUAUCUUUCAAAUUGAAGCAUGUCAAUUUCCAAUUCGGAAAUGUCUGGAAACAGCAGAUUUUUUGGAAGCAUAUCUGCGUCGGUGCCAUUCAAGAGUUUGCUCCCCAGAUCGAAGCAGAAGGGGAAUUCAAACCGACGCAUGAAUUUCAGAUCUGACGCUGAGAAUGUAGCUCCGGUUGAUCCGAACAUUCGGAUUCCAGAUCCUCCCCUCUCUGCCAAAAUUUCAUUCUCCAAAGAUCCGCCACGGAAAGCCAAAAUUGAUCCUCAACCGGCAGAGCUCACCGCCUCUAUUGUCCAGGAAAAGGUCUCUGAAGUUCAGGAUCCCCCAGUCAAGGUCGUGGUGAGGAUUAAGCCAGAUGAUGAUCUUGGAAUUGGGGAAACUUUGGCGAGAAAAAUUUCGAAGGAUUCACUGGCUGUUGAUGACAGAAAUUACACUUUUGCUUCGGUGUUGAACACAAAUUCAACUCAGGAAGACGUAUACCAAUUAGUGGGGGACCCUGUGGUUAAGGAUGCACUAUCUGGUUAUAAUACAUCAAUUGUGGCUUAUGGACAGACUGGAAGUGGCAAGACUUACACAAUGUGGGGACCUCCAAGUGCCAUGGUUGAGGGUGCAGCCAGUGGUCUUCAAGGCAUUGUGCCAAGAAUUUUUCAGAAUCUCUUCUCUGAGAUUCAAAAGGAGCAAGGGAAUUCUGAUGGAAAACAAGUGAAUUAUCAGUGCCGCUGUUCGUUCCUAGAGGUUUAUGAUGACAAAAUUGGUGAUUUACUUGAUCCAACUCAACGAAACUUGGAGAUAAAGGAUGAUGUCAAGAGUGGAUUUUAUGUAGAGAAUUUGACAGAGGAGUAUGUAACCUGCUAUGAGGAUGUUGCUCAAAUGUUGAUUAAGGGGCUGUCGAAUAGAAAGACGGGCACAACAAGAAUCAACUCAAAAAGUUCGAGAUCUCAUAUAAUGUUCUCAUGCAUAAUUGAGUCUUGGUGCAAGGAAUCAUCAUCAAAGUGCUUUGGUAGUUCAAGGAUAAGCAGAAUCAGUCUGGUUGAUCUUGCUGGAUUCGAGGGUAAUACACUCGACGAUGCCAGCAAGCAACAUGUGAGAGAAGGAAAAUAUAUAAAGAAGUCUACAUCACAGCUUGGGCGCUUGGUAAACAUCGUUGCAGAAGGAAGUCAGUCAGGGAAAUCCGAAGAAGUUCCCUAUCGAAAUUCUCGUCUAACUCAUCUGCUAAAGGAGUCACUCGGCGGCAAUGCAAAGCUCUCGAUUGUAUGCGCCAUUUCGCCGCACAAAAUGAAUAGUAGUGAAACUUUAAGCACUCUCAGAUUCGGACUGCGAGCGAAGCUCAUGAAAAACGAACCUGUCGUGAAUGAAAUAACAGAAGAUGAUGUGAACGACCUGAGCGAUCAAAUCCGGCAGUUGAAGGAAGAACUAAUGCGAGCCAGGUCGAGUGCGUGUGUCGACUCUUUUAGCAGCCAUCAAGGAUUCUUCCAUAAGGGGAAUGCACGCGAGAGCUUGAAUCAACUAAGACUAAGCCUCAAUCGAUCACUUAUGUUGCCGCGCAUAGAAAAUGAUUCGGAAACAAAUCUUUCCAUUGAUGAGGAAGACGUGAAGGAGCUAAAGCUUCAUAUCGACAGUAUAAGAAACUCCAACGAGGCAGAGCAUGGAGAGAGCACCGUCUUAUACUCCGCAGAGGGUUGUGAGACAGAGUACACUUGUGAACACUAUUUAAGCUGCUCAGAUAGUGAGACUGACGAGAUUGAUUCAGGCAAGGCAGCAGCUCUGUCCGAAUCAGUUGCAUCAAUUGACGAGCCUGUUAAAAACUCGAUGAUCAUAGAACUUUCGAGGGAUCAGUCCUCCUUCCUUCCAGGUCCUGAGUUGUCCGAGUCUCCGAAAAUUAAAAUCUCCCCAAGGAAAAGCUCAGCUUUCACAUUGAAUAACCUCGAGGGUGACGCAGAAAAAGCUUCGAAUAAUCUUGAUCUGACAAGGCAGGAAAACAUUCGAUCAUCCUCCUUGAGAUCUAGCCGAAUAUUCUCAGGCCCUACUGAUUCCUUGGCUGCUAGUCUUCAUAAAGGAUUGCAGAUUAUCGAAUCUCACCAGAAGGAUGCCGCGAGAUCGUCUGUCUCCUUCUCUUUCGAACAUCUAGCACUCAAGCCAUGCCUAUCCCCUGAAAAGGCCAAUGCUUCUGUCCAGACUUCACAUGCAGGACGACGAUCUUCAGAUAAAAUAUUAGACUCAUUCGUAUGCUCGAAAUGUCGAGGCAGCAGCAGUGCAAGCAAUGGAGCCGAGAACACUUCAAAGGGCAUUGAGAAAGACUUAGUUUUGGCUGUUGAGAGAGAGAAGGAGCUGAAUAAUGUUUGCCAAGAUCAAGCUACUCAAAUCGAAAAUCUAAAGAAAAUGCUAGAGAAAUGCAAGUGCACGAAUGUAUGUCGCAGCUCUUCGAACUUUGGCCUUUUGAAGCACCCACUGAAUCCAAUCAACGAGGACGAAAAUGAAACUAAGCUCUUGACAUGGAAUGAUGAAGAAAAUUCUGAAACGGAAUGUGAGGUAAAGGAAAUUCGGGACUUGAGUAUCAGCACUAAUGCGACGAAAUCCUUUGCUCCCGAAGACAGGGAAGAGCUUCUCAAAGAGAUCGAGGUUCUUAGGAACAAACUGCAGUUCCAAACUGAUGCAACAAUGGGAAGAUCGACCGACAAGAUUCGAUCAUCGUUGCUGUCGCAAUCAAUCCAGCUGAGAAAAAGCUCUGCAUUUUCUCAAGCUAAUAGUUUGGAGGAAUUUGAGAAAGAAAGACAGAAAUGGAUGGAAAUGGAGAGCGACUGGAUUUCACUGACUGAUGAACUGAGAAUUGAGAUCGAGUCCAAUCGCCGGCGAGCCGAGAAGGUGGAGACGGAGCUGGCGCUAGAGAAGAAAUGUACGGAAGAGCUCGACGACGCACUCAAAAGAUCGGUUGUGAACCAUGCAAGAAUGAUCGAGCAUUACGCGGAGUUGCAGGACAAGUACAACGAUCUGGAAGCGAAACAUCGCGCAAUAAUGGAAGGUAUCGCCGAGGUGAAAAGGGCAGCUUCGAAAGCAGGCGCGAAAGGCCGGCAAGGGUCUCGUUUCGCAAAGGCGCUCUCGGCAGAGCUUUCGGCAUUGAGAGUCGAGCGAGAGCGCGAACGGGAAUUACUGAGGAAGGAAAAUCAAAGUCUGAAAAUCCAAUUAAAGGACACUGCCGAAGCUGUGCACGCUGCAGGCGAACUUCUCGUAAGGUUGAGAGAAGCCGAAGAAGCUGCUUCUCAGGCUGAGGGGAAGAACUCGUCGAUUCAAGAAGAAAACGAAAAGUUGAAGAAGCAGAUGGAGAAACUGAAGAGAAAGCAUAAGAUGGAGAUGAUCACAAUGAAACAGUACUUAGCAGAGAGUCGAUUACCGGAGGCUGCGUUAAGACCUUCGCUAUAUCGACAAGAUUCAGAUAAAGUCGAGCAUUGCGACGCAUUGGCAGACGACGAUCAGGCUUGGAGGGCAGAGUUCGGGGCGAUAUAUCAAGAGCACUACUAAAAUAAGUAUCGUAUUAUACGUUGCUGACCUUGCUCGGGUCUUGCGAUUCGUAGAGCCAAACCGGACUACACAAUUUGAGGUUUGCUCUCGAUAUAUUUGAUGUGUUUGAAUCAUGUUAGUUUUAAUCGUCGUAUAUUCAUUCAUUCGUGUGGCAUCGAGCUAAAACAAACUACAUGAGUUUUAAAUGACGCGUAUUUUGCUUGAUUUCUAUGGCUCGAUACGACUUGUUAGCCAUGUUAGAGGCUUUUCUAUCGUUGUACGGAUAUCUUGUUUAUGACGAAGAACAUCGAUAUACAGAAAAUGCAACGAUUUCGACAUAGUUUGAUAGAAUGAGGUGAAGUUAGUUGUAACAUAUAAAUUGGCUUUGAAUGUCAUUGCAAGUAUC
Messenger RNA from Andrographis paniculata, 4023 nucleotides. RefSeq names its product kinesin-like protein KIN-12F. Gene Ontology annotation, molecular function: microtubule motor activity; ATP binding; microtubule binding. Lineage: Eukaryota; Viridiplantae; Streptophyta; Magnoliopsida; Lamiales; Acanthaceae. The transcript has 16 exons. Gene Ontology annotation, biological process: microtubule-based movement. The record is from RefSeq and is a predicted model, not a curated record. The coding region runs from base 141 to 3638 and encodes 1165 amino acids.